Messenger RNA from Lepisosteus oculatus (spotted gar), 4752 nucleotides. RefSeq names its product collagen, type VI, alpha 2 (gene col6a2). Gene Ontology annotation, biological process: extracellular matrix organization. NCBI's taxonomy places the organism in Eukaryota, Metazoa, Chordata, Actinopteri, Semionotiformes, Lepisosteidae. The record is from RefSeq and is a predicted model, not a curated record. Gene Ontology annotation, molecular function: extracellular matrix structural constituent conferring tensile strength.
UUUCUAACGGAGUAAAGACAGAGGCGCUCUUCGGUAGAGAAGCCUCAACCACUCCCAGACUUGCUUCUCUCUUUUUUAUUUUUUCCCCCUAACUUCUACAACACUUUCGCAGAAUGAGGAGUUAAAAUUAAUACACAUUGAACAAGAAUUUUCGGUCUCCUUUUUAGGGGAAGAUUUUUUUUUCCCUUUUUUGCAGAAAAGGAGGAAAACGGCGAACAAUGCUAUUAAAAUUCAUCUUAACAUGUCUCCUGUUUGGAGCUGUGACACAUGGCCAGGCAUCCAAUCAAGGUUGUAGCAAAAAGACUGAGUGUGCCAUUAACGUGUAUUUUGUCAUCGACACCUCUGAGACCGUUGCUUUGCAACUUCCACCACCUGGCAGUUUGGUAACCUCCAUUACAAGGUUCACAGAAAAGUUUGUUCGAAAACUGGAACCUUUGCAGUCUAGAGGGCCUGUCGAGUUUAAAUGGGAACUAGGAGGGCUGCAUUACUCCGAUCGAGUUGAGAUCUUCAGCCAGAUCACCAGUGACACCAAUGCCUUCAUCCAGCGUCUCAAGAGUAUUUCAUACCUGGGCCGGGGGACCUUCACUGAUUGUGCUCUGUCCAACAUGACAGACCAGGUGGUUAAGCAUGCAUCCAAGGAUAACCGCAUUCGCUUUGCUGUGGUGAUUACUGAUGGUCAUGUGACAGGAACCCCCUGCCGUGGAAUGAAAAUCAAGGCUGAAGAGGCUAGAGACCAGGGUAUCAGACUAUUUUCAGUGGCAGGAAAUGAGAGAUAUGAUGAAGCUGGGCUUAAAGAGAUUGCCAAUACUCCAAUUGAACUUUACCGCAAUUCUUAUCGGGCCAUUGAUGGUCCAACACUGGCAGUUAAUGAAGCUACCAUGGAUCGGAUCAUUAAAGUCAUGCAACAUGAAGCCUAUUCUGAGUGUUACAGACUACAGUGCUUGGAAAAACCCGGUCCAUCUGGUCCAAAGGGUUACAGAGGUCAGAAGGGAGCAAAAGGAGAUAUUGGUGGACUUGGACCAAAAGGUGAAAAGGGUCGACAGGGUGACCAAGGUAUUGAGGGCCCUAUUGGUUACCCAGGUCCAAAGGGUAUCCCUGGUUUGAAAGGCGAAAAGGGUGAAUUGGGAUCAGAAGGCAAAAAGGGUGUUGCCGGCCUGUCGGGGCGUAAUGGAACAGAUGGACAGAAGGGGAAAAUUGGGCGCAUUGGACCUCCAGGCUGUAAAGGAGAUCCCGGAGACAAAGGAGCUCCUGGCCAUGCUGGUAAUGCAGGUGACAGAGGACCUCCAGGAGACAGUGGUCUCAAGGGAGAUCCUGGCCGACCUGGGAAAUCAGGACCCCCUGGCCAACCUGGAGAACCAGGCCAAAGUGGUGAAAGAGGGAGUCCUGGGAUGUCUGGCUUACCUGGACAAAAAGGCACAAAGGGAACAGUAGGAACUCCUGGACCAAGGGGAGAACCUGGACGAAGAGGGGAUUUCGGGCCCAAGGGAAGCCCUGGAACAGUCGGCCCAAGAGGAGAAAAGGGGGACCAGGGGCCUGAAGGACAGAGGGGGCUUCCAGGUGAAAUGGGAAACAAAGGAAGUAAGGGAGAAAUAGGACUUCCAGGACCCAGAGGGCCCCCAGGUGGUUUCGGGGAGCGUGGGAAGAAUGGCUCCCGUGGAGAUCCGGGUGAUGCAGGACAAAGGGGAGAGACUGGAGCAUCUGGACCAAAGGGAGACAAAGGAAGAGCUGGGUUUGGCUAUCCAGGAUCCCGAGGACCUCCGGGAGAUCGGGGUGAACCAGGCAGUCCAGGACCACAGGGCGGAAGAGGGGAGUAUGGGCCGAAAGGACUGCCUGGGGAAUCAGGAACUCCAGGAGACAUUGGUGACCCAGGCCCUGCAGGGGAGCCUGGUGAACGAGGCAUCGGAGGAGAUCCAGGACCAGAUGGAGAACCUGGUCCUGAAGGUGACCCUGGUCUCACGGAAUGUGAUGUCAUGACCUACGUCAGAGAGACAUGUGGAUGCUGUGACUGUGAGAAGCGCUGUGGGCCUUUGGACAUUGUGUUUGUGAUAGACAGCUCGGAGAGUGUGGGACUUACCAACUUCACCUUGGAGAAGAACUUUGUCAUCAACGUCAUCAGCAGACUAGGGUCCAUUGCCAAAGAUCCCAAUUCUGAAGCAGGAACCCGGGUUGGCAUUGUCCAGUACAGCCACGAGGGCACUUUCCAGGCCAUCCACCUCAACGACUCCAAGAUCGAUUCCCUUGCCUCUUUCAAGGAUGCAGUGAAGAGACUGGAGUGGAUCGCGGGGGGCACCUGGACCCCCUCUGCCCUGAAGUUCGCCUAUGACAACCUGAUUAAGGGCAGCAGGCGAGCCAAAGCAAAAGUGUCCGCAGUCGUCAUUACCGACGGGCGCUUCGACCCGCGGGAUAACGAUACCCUCCUGCGCUCUCUGUGCGGUGCUAACAUCUCUGUCCAUGCCAUUGGCAUCGGAGACAUGUUCCACCGCAGGCAGGAGAGCGAGAGUCUGGUGUCCAUCGCCUGUGAGGACAAGAGCCGCGUCACUGGGAUGAACCUGUUUGCAGACUUGGUAGCAGAAGAUUUUGUUGACCAGAUGGGGGAUGUGUUGUGCCCAGAUCCUUAUGUUGUUUGUCCAGACCUUCCCUGCAAAACAGAAAUGGCGGUAUCGGCCUGCACCCAGCGCCCUGUGGAUGUGGUCUUCCUAUUGGAUGGCUCUGAAAGGAUUGGAGAGAAGAACUUCCAGCACGCUCGUGGCUUUGUGGAGAGAGUGGCACGCAGUCUAGUGUUGGCCAGUCGUGACAAUGAUGAGCAGCACGCACGAGUGGCCCUGAUGCAGUACGGCGGAGAGAAUGAGACACAGACCAUAUUCCCUCUGACCUACAACCUUACAACCAUCUUGAAAAGCCUUGGUCAGAUGAAGUACCUGGAGUCCUCCUCUAAUGUGGGCACUGCCAUUAUUUACGCCAUGAACAAUAUCGUGAACAGCCAGGGAAGCCGGCUGUCAAGACGCAACGCUGAGCUCUCCUUCAUCUUCAUCACUGACGGCUUCACAGGCAACAAAAGCCUAGACGAGGCCCAGAUAUCCAUGAGGCGAGCAGAUGCUGUGCCCACAGUGAUUGCUGUUGGUAGCGAUGUGGAUAAUGAUGUGCUCUUGCAAAUUGGACUGGGAGACAGGUCGGCCAUUUUCCACGAGAAGGAGUAUUCUCAGCUCUCAAACGCCAACUUCUUUGACCGUUUCAUCAGGUGGAUCUGUUAGUGUGAAAAUCACCAACCUGCAUUUUUUUAAGCAAGAAAGAAAUAUGCACAGAAUAACACUCCCCAUGUUAUACCCUUUUCUAAAAUAUAUUUUGUAGGGAUUUUUUAGUCAAAGCAAAAUAUUACAAGCUUUUAGGGUUGUUCAGUGCCUUAAAAUUAUUCUUUAAUACUUUCAUUGAGGUGCUAUGGUAGAGGAAGACUGGAGAUGUAAAUGUAAACUUUGUUUUUCUCCAUAAACAUAUACAUAAUUUACCACUAAUACAUCGAUGUAUAGUUUUUUUCCAUAAUUGUUUUUUUUUUAAAAGUCAUUCACUCUCUUGAAUGGAUAGGUUUUGCUUACAGCUUUUUACCUAGACAGCAUUUUAGAAGAGAUUCCUGCUCUCUGGAGAGAAAAUGUCAUUAGUUCUGCUAUGAUUUUUAAAGAUAACAGAAACAUAUUAAGAUUCAUUUUCAGAUAUUCAUAUAUAAAACAUGAUUGAAUUAUGAAUUUAUUCAUGCACUGAUAAUGAGCUAAAAUUAUGGACAGGAGCUGCUUUAUGAGUGUGCUUAAGAUAAAUCUUCAGAUAAUAAUGUUUUAGUAAUACAAGGAUCUUGUAAAUUUUAGAAAAGCAUGAAUACACCUUGGACAUGAAUAAUGUUAACAUACAUUCCUGUUUCUUGAGCGCUUGGCACUUGAAAUAAGUUUUAAAUCACAGAAUUAAUUGGAAAGCUGAAGAAAGUGGCCUGUGGUAAUUAGAUUUUUUGUUAUUAUGCCUGUAGUAUCUUUGUGUUAUACUGUACUACAUGAUUAUAUGGUUAUAUGAGUGCUUAUUUAAAUGCUAUAGGCACAAUUGCAAUAUACACUGCUUGACUGAAACCAGCAACAUAUGCAUGAAAUUAUGCAAGUCACAUAUCACAGUUUAACAAGGUUUAUUUGGCCUGUGUUAACAGAAAGACAUAAAACUGUAUAAAAUGCAUUGUUGUGAAAACAUUGCCAUGGAAAGCCGCCAGUCCAGAGUUUCAACAAAGAAUGAAAUACAAACUGAUUUACAUUAAUAAUUCAUAAUGAUGAUAUUUACCAGAUUAAUCUUAAAAGCAGUUAACCACUCAUUCACUUUGACCUUGGUUUCAUGUCACAUUGAGUACAGCAUGUCUCAGUGGUUAUUACUCUCCAGCAUUGGAAAAUUACAGAUAUGCAUUCAUACAGUCCUCCUACCUUUAAUUUUUAAUAAUAUAAUUAUCAAUGCAUUCACUGUUGAAAGCAUUUUAAAUAGCUAACAUUUACCUAAGUCAUUUGGAUAUGGGCAUCUUUGUAUAGGAUUUUAUUUUUUUCUUGGUUCUGGGUCUUUUUUUAGACUUAUUCUUUUGCAGCAAGAAAAGCACUUACAAAACUUACACAUCAAGAAUUUGUUUUUUUAUAUGUAACUGAUACAAUCUGAAGCCUGUACUCCUCACAUUUAAAUUUUUUGCAAACAUUGACCAUGUUUGCACUCACAGAAUAAACACGUUUUUUUAAACAAUAA